Molecule: messenger RNA, 540 nt
Organism: Gamsiella multidivaricata
Lineage: Eukaryota; Fungi; Mortierellomycota; Mortierellomycetes; Mortierellales; Mortierellaceae
Product: cyclase/dehydrase
Exons: 2
Biological process (GO): ubiquinone biosynthetic process; cellular respiration
Cellular component (GO): mitochondrion
Molecular function (GO): ubiquinone binding
Source: RefSeq, a predicted model, not a curated record
UUCUACAGCCUCGUUGCUAAUGUUGACGACUAUCACUACUUCUUGCCCUGGUGCACCCACUCGAAAAUGUCAGAUCCUCUACCUGCUGGAUCCGAACAAGUCACCGUCGCAGGAUCAGGAGCGGGGCCAAGUUCAGGAUCCGUCACCGUGAGACAUGGUGAACUCGGGAUUGGGUUCAACUCUCUCCAGGAACGAUACGUCUCUACCGUAACAUGUCAAGAGCCAUGGGCCGUCCGCGCUGUCUCGUAUGACUCGAAACUGUUCAAAGAGCUUUCCACAACCUGGAAAUUUACGCCCAAUGCCCCAAAGAACACGACUCUGGAGGCAGCCAUGGACCAGGAUCUACAGGAGACACAUUUACUUAGACGAUUAGCAGGAGAGCCGGACGCACCGAGCGAUUACCCAUCGUGCUGGGUGGAUUUUGAGAUCCAGUUUGAGUUUGCGUCGCCGGUGCAUGCGUCCAUGUCGUCGCUGUUCUUUGACCAGGUCAGCAAGGAGAUGCUGAAGGCAUUUGUCGAUCGUGCGGAAGAAUUAUACGGA